Messenger RNA from Adineta ricciae, 930 nucleotides. The record is from the annotation of a GenBank genome assembly. Lineage: Eukaryota; Metazoa; Rotifera; Eurotatoria; Adinetida; Adinetidae.
AUGAUUACACGGUUGGAAGAUCUCUGUAAUGAAAUAUUACUCGAUAUAUUUGAUUAUGCGGAUGCUCGAGAUGUGUAUCGAGGUUUUUGGAAUUUGAAUUCUCGUUUGAACAAACUACUUGCUUCGAUUGAUUAUUUUUCGCUGGUUGUCGAUCAUGACGAAAAUAAUGAAACGAUUGCUUUAUUAGGCCCGCAUAUUGGCCAGUUGAUAAUUAACUCAUGGGAGGAAAUUGAUCUGGAAAGAUUUUCGAAUUUAUUUUCAUUAAUGUUAACUCGCCCGUCAGCGAGACAGUUAAAGCAAAUUCGAGCUGAUACGAUGUCAAAACUAAGGUAUAUUUCAUUAUGUUCAAAUAUGUACCUAUCUCUACCGAAUCAACUUGCCCACGAUAUAUUCUCCAGUCGAUUUUCUCGUCUCCGAUGGGCUCGAUUAGGUCAUAUUGAUACGCUCAACUCAUUUCAAUGGUCUCAGUCGUUAUCACUUCGUCAUCUUCAAGUUGACUGUUCACAUACGACCAUGAUUCCAUAUAUUCUCAUGUUGUGUCCGAAUCUGAGUCAUCUACAUGUCGACUUCCUACGACAAGGCGAGAGAAUUUCUCCUUCACCAUCAGCAAUCUCUAAUCAUCCACUUCGUCGAUUUAUCCUACGAGAUUAUUGUCGUGUAGUAUCUUACGAUGAUAUUGAAACGCUGAUUCGCCUUAUUCCAAAUACAGAAAAGAUUGAAUUGAGAUUCUUAUGUAAGACUCCAUUUAUGACUCUAAUUCAAUACCUUUGUUCACAUCUGCAUCGAUUGCAGCGAUUCGACUGUGACAUAACUGAAUGUCCUAUUAGUGCAACAAAUUUGGCCACCAUUAGACAAGUUCAUCCAUGCUUCCAAUCUAUUGAAUGUCGAACAUCCGGUGUAGAUUUCCGAAUAUUUUCUACAAAAACGUGA